UCCUAACUUCCCACCUGGUUGGAGUAGGAGGAUGACGUGAGACAGAGAGAGGCGAAGAGAGAGUCAGAGCAUUGUGUGGAGACAUUGACAGCAUCUGUUUAUUGAGACACUGGCAGUAGAUAUAUGUCAGACAUCAUCUGACAAUAAACAGGAUUUAUUUUUAAAGGACCACUGUCAUGAUCUUCAAAUAAGGAAGCUGCCUGCAGACCUGCUGGGGAAUUUACAGUUCAUUUUUUGCGAUUAACCCAUAGGAUAAGAGAGACUGAGUGGAGACAAAAAUGGACAAGAGGAGGAAAGGAGAGAUGUGGAAGAAGAGGAAGGUUUCUCAUAUCUGCUUGCUGCUGCUGGGUCUGCUCCAAAGCACCACACACACCUCAGCUGUAAACACUACCAGUGCCAUCACCACCACCAUUUCACCACCAAGCCCUGCAGCUCUCAUUUACCGCACGCGCCCAGCUGACGUCACAGUGGCUGUGGGAAAACCUGCAGUGUUUCGCUGUGGAGUGCCCAAAGCUUCUCCAAACCUCACAUUCACCUUCUAUGGGAGUCACGGCAACUACAGCCUCACCUGCCCUUAUGGCCACAUGGAAGAUAUCCCCCAGGUUCUCUAUGGAAGUUGUGAUAUGAAGAAAGAAGAGUCGUUGGCUGUGUGGACCCUCAAGGGAACUACUUUCUCUGACAACAGCACAAGAGUCGUAUGUCAGCAGUCAAAGAAUCCUGAUGCACCUGCUGCUGUCCUACAUGUUUAUGAUAACAGCAUCAGCUAUGCCACUCUCAUUGGCUGUACUAUCGGGGGCUUCUUCGGCAUCCUGUUGGUGUUUGGUUUAUUGUAUACCAUGCUGAAGAGAUCUGAGACCCUCCAGAAGUGCUUCAGGGGAAAUGAAACAGAAGAUGAUAUGACUACAAUAGUAACAAAGGGCUGAAAGGAGACAGAAAGCCAAGGAAGACGCUGAUGCUUGAUACUUGAUGUUGCUUUGUUAAACAUAUCCAGAGUUGGGCUCCAUUCACCUUCUAACCAACAGAGAAUAGAAACAGAAAUUAACUUUUCUUGUUUUCAAAUCCUUUGAGCAAUCUAAGAAAAGUGAAUGCUGGAUUUAGUUUGAAAUGUUUGAGGCUGCAUCCAGUCUGACCCCUGAUAUCUUCACUUCCUUGUUCUGCCCGUAGUAAUUGGUCCUUGCAUGCAUUUUUCACAGCCUAACAGUGUAUAAUAUAGUAUCGAGCACUUCAAACAAUACACAAAAAAAUUAAGCCAGAUUGCUUUCUCCACUUGUGCAGGGUCAUGCAUCAGUGUGCACGGUCUUUACCGUAUAUACCUUAUAAAUCAUGUGUAAAAUGUGUUGUUGGGUUCUGUAAUGUGGCUAAAACAAUUUAGUGUGCGUGUAGAAAGCAGAAGUCAGACUGUAUGUAGCUUUUAAAAGCAAUGAUUUGAAGAACAGUCUGUCUAAAAUAUUAGUUUAAAUGAAUUAUUUACUAAAUGUUCAAUAGUUUUAACAAUGUAAGUGUUAAGUGCAGACAGUAGCAGUAAGUGGUCACAGAGAUGUUGUGAAAGUGCUGAGUAAGUAAAAAUAUCGCCUGCAGACAGACGCUGCUUAAAUGAGGAAUAGAAGAGUAGCUGUUCUUUGUGCUAGCACGUGUUUUACAGCUGUAUACCAACAAACUAUUGAAGGUAAGAUGCUCACUGAUGAGGGUCCCAGUUCUGCUUCUGGUUAAGUCCGCUACACUUUCACCGUUUGUCCACUUGAGGGAAGCACUUACUCCACAGAUAACGAGCCAGUUAGUUGCUGUAACACUACAGAGAGAAAUAUUCACUUUAAAAUAACUGAUUGUAAAAACCAAACACUCAAACAACAAUUUCUGUUUCCACCAGAACGUGUUGCACUUUUUUUGGUCAAAUUAUUCAAUGAAGAAAUUCCUUUAUUUGGGAUUUAGUCAGUGAAGUAAGUUAGAUGUGAUAAUGUUGUCAUGCCAAGGGCUUUUAUAUAUUUAGAUUCUCAAGUAAUUGGGCCUGAUGUUGUCCGUUUGUGGUUACACAGGCAUUGUCUUUGCAUAAAGACAAAGCAGCUUAUAGUGUUACAGUUACCAGAGGUAAACUCAGCAGUGUGUUGGUUUUUAUGCUGUUACUGAUGUUUGUUGUUUGUUGCACUCUCUUCUGUCUUUUAAUUUCUUUAGAUGUCUUUAUGAUUACAUUACUGUAAUAUGUGCUUGUUUAUUGUUUGCUCUCAUUUUCUUGUUGCCUAUUACAAAUCAGAGCUUGCUGUCUAUGUGUGGAACAUGACCAAAUUAAAGUUACGUGAUGUCAAAACAAAAA
This is a messenger RNA of Siniperca chuatsi (mandarin fish), 2308 nucleotides long. RefSeq lists its product as uncharacterized. The transcript has 6 exons. The record is from RefSeq and is a predicted model, not a curated record. Lineage: Eukaryota; Metazoa; Chordata; Actinopteri; Centrarchiformes; Sinipercidae. Bases 279 to 923 code for a protein of 214 amino acids.